AUUGUGAUAGAUUGAGCCUUUAAUAUAAUUUUGUUUGUGCAAUGAAAACUCCAGUCCUUGAAUGCCGCCUUUUCUUCUUCAUAUCCUCCUGCUUGCUGCUCCAAAUGGUGGCAGCCCAAACCCAAUGCUUGAGCCAUCAGAAAAUGUUAUUGUUACAGUUCCGGAGCAGCCUGGAGUUCGACUCAACAGCUUCAACCAAGCUUGCGCGCUGGAACCACAGCACACACGACAACUGUUGUGUUUGGCCUGGGGUGGAAUGUGGCACCUCAGGUCAUGUCAUCAGCUUGAUUCUCGACAAGGAAGCCAUUUCAGAUGGUAUUCACAGUUCAAGUUCUCUAUUCAGUCUUCAAUACCUUGAGAGGCUAAAUUUGGCUUUCAACACCUUCAAUUCCAUUCCAAUUCCAGUUCAGAUCUAUAAUCUUACCAACUUGUCAUAUCUCAAUUUGUCAAAUGCUGGUUUUGGAGGGCAGAUCCCGAAUGGAAUAUCAACACUCACAAGUGGAAAACUCUCCCCAAAGUUGUUAACUUGGAAAGGAAUGACUACUAUUGAUGAAGAUAUUGUGCAGUCGGGAAAGUAUAUCAUGUUUAACCUCCCGGAAAUUGAUGGUCACUACUAUCAGGAUAGAAUAAUGGUAACGUGGAAAGGGAUGGAGAUGGAAAUAGUGAAAAUUCUCAGAGUCUUCACAUCGGUUGAUUUCUCAUGCAAUAAUUUCCAUGGGGUUAUACCAGAUACCAUUGGGAUUGGGGUUCUCACUUCACUUUACGUUCUCAACCUACCACAUAAUGCUCUCACAGGGAAUAUCCCUGAAACAAUUGGAAAUUUGAAAAUGAUCGAAUCCUUGGACCUUUCAGCAAAUCUGCUAGGUGGAGAGAUCCCGACACAGCUAGCAAAACUGACAUUCCUUUCGGUCUUGAAUUUAUCAUUCAACCGACUUUCUGGUAUGAUUCCAACAGGCAAUCAACUUAAUACAUUUGGACCAAAUUCUUACCUAGGCAAUCAAGAAUUGUGUGGUUUUCCUCUCCCAAAAAGUUGCAAAUCACCAACAACUUCCAGUGGCGGCGAAUCUGAGAUAGAAUUGGGUGGUGGCCAAUCUGAGAUCAAAUGGGAAUACGUAACGUCUGCUUUGGGAUUCACUGUGGGUUUAGGCGUCUUCCUGUGGAUGCUUUUCCAUAACAGGAGAUGCUGGGAAGCAUACCAACAACUUGACGAUGUUUUAAUACGACUAUUCGGGCCACGGCAACGAAGAAGAAAAUGUCCAAAGAGCAUAGUUCGCAGGAACUGAAUAUGAUCACUUUAGGUUGUUGCCUGCAGGUAUUAAUGCUAAGCUCUGUGAUUAUGGUGGUGAUAAGUCCCAGUGGUACUCUAGCUUAGUAAGUUUAGUAUAUUUGCUGUUAUUAAUUGGACUAUUUUACUUUUGAAGGUGUUGCAUAUU
Molecule: messenger RNA, 1433 nt
Organism: Ipomoea nil (Japanese morning glory)
Lineage: Eukaryota; Viridiplantae; Streptophyta; Magnoliopsida; Solanales; Convolvulaceae
Product: receptor-like protein 12
Exons: 3
Coding region: 42-1283 (413 amino acids)
Molecular function (GO): protein binding
Source: RefSeq, a predicted model, not a curated record